AAAAGAUCCGCCGAAUGCGCGGGGUUCGGUGUGCUCUUUGGUGCCGGCGUCGUCUGUUCUGUUGACUGCGUGGCUUUCAUCGCAGACGAGUCAGCAAAGGCACCCGUGAGGCGCCCCAAUCAGUUUUCUUAGUCAGAUUCUACUGGUUGCUUCCUGCGAGCACCAACAUGAAUAACGUGGCACAUUCCGAGAAACUGCAUUUUGAUACCAAUGCAAUCCACGCCGGUCAAGAUCCCAAUCAAUGGACUUCACGGGCCAUCAUUCCGCCGAUUUCAAUGUCAACUACAUUCCUGCAGAAGUCGCCGGCAGAUCAUUAUGGAUUCGAGUACUCACGCUCGGGAAACCCUACAAGGAACUGCCUCGAAGCAUGCUUGGCGGCAUUGGAGCACGCAGAAUACGCCCUUGCUUAUUCUUCGGGGCUGGCCGCCACACACAAUGUAGCACACCUGCUCCAAGUUGGCGACCACAUCCUCAGCUUUGAUGACUUGUACGGAGGAACAAACAGGUUGUUUCGAACAUGUGUCAUGCCCCGCGGCAUCGACGUUUCGUUCGUGGAUUGCACAGACUUGAAGAAAGUUGAGGCGAACCUCAAACCAAACACAAAAUUAGUCUGGAUCGAGACACCGAGUAAUCCAUUGAUGAAAGUUGUCGACAUCAAGGCCGUGUGCAACCUCGUUAAGCAGAAGUCCAGCGCCCUUGUCGCAGUGGACAAUACAUUCAUGUCUGCUCAUUUUCAGAAGCCUUUACUACUAGGUGCAGAUAUUGUACUUCAUUCCCUUACAAAGUAUAUGAAUGGUCACUCUGAUGUGGUGAUGGGUGCCCUGUGUACAAACCACAAGGACGUUCACGAUAGGCUGCGGUAUUUCCAGAACGCUGCUGGAGCCGUACCGUCUCCAUUUGACUCUUUCUUGGUGAAUCGAGGCUUAAAGACUCUUCACGUCAGAAUGGAGCGUCACAUGCAAAACGGCCUUGCCGUGGCACACUAUCUGGAGAAGCAUCCCUCGGUAGAGAAGGUCCUUCAUCCAGGUCUCCCGUCGCACCCCCAGUACGAAAUUGCCAAGAAACAGUGCUCAGGGUUUAGCGGGAUGGUGUCCUUUUACAUCAAGGGAGGAUUGAAGGAAGGAAAGGAUUUUCUCAGCAGCCUCAAAGUAUUUUCUCUCGCCGAAAGUCUCGGCGGCAUCGAGAGCCUGGCGGAACUCCCAUCAGUAAUGACACACGCAUCCGUGCCUCCGGAGCAAAGAAAGGUUCUGGGGAUUACUGAUAACCUUGUCAGAUUAUCCGUAGGAAUCGAACAUAUUGACGAUCUGAUACAUGAUAUUGACCAGGCACUGAAGAAAGCUGUGAAAUGAAAUAGAUAUGCUACGACUGGCCAAUUACAGCAAAAACUGAAUGAAUUCCCUGCAGUAUUUCACCCGCAACAUCUGUGUCUGUCUCCGAAUUUGUCAGGUGGAGUUGCAGGCUCGUCAACAUCUGGAAAAAAAAAACCACACCAUGUGCCAUUGUGCUCAAAUCUCACACAAUUAUAAUAAAGAGGCUAUCAAACUAAAA
Messenger RNA from Ornithodoros turicata, 1548 nucleotides. RefSeq names its product cystathionine gamma-lyase-like. The record is from RefSeq and is a predicted model, not a curated record. NCBI's taxonomy places the organism in Eukaryota, Metazoa, Arthropoda, Arachnida, Ixodida, Argasidae. Gene Ontology annotation, cellular component: cytoplasm. Gene Ontology annotation, molecular function: carbon-sulfur lyase activity; pyridoxal phosphate binding. Bases 168 to 1349 code for a protein of 393 amino acids. Gene Ontology annotation, biological process: transsulfuration. The transcript is spliced from 11 exons.